This is a messenger RNA of Calliphora vicina (urban bluebottle blowfly), 396 nucleotides long. RefSeq lists its product as uncharacterized. The transcript has 2 exons. Bases 56 to 379 code for a protein of 107 amino acids. Lineage: Eukaryota; Metazoa; Arthropoda; Insecta; Diptera; Calliphoridae. The record is from RefSeq and is a predicted model, not a curated record.
AUCAAUCAAUUAGUCAGCCAGCCAGCCAGUCAAUCAGCCGAGGAAGAAAAUUAUAAUGAAACCAAUUAUGUCGCGAGUUGUAAUGUCCUUUAUGAUUUAUUUAAUCGCUGCUGCUGUGGUGGUGAACUGUGAUGAAAAGAACAUAAAUAAAUUGCUUAAUAAUCAGGUCAUUGUUAGUCGUCAAAUUAUGUGCGUUCUGGAAAAGAGUCCUUGUGAUCAAUUAGGACGACAACUAAAAGCUGCUCUACCUGAGGUAAUUGUACGUAACUGUCGCAAUUGUUCACCCCAGCAGGCACAGAAUGCCCAGAAGUUGACAACAUUUUUACAAACGAAAUAUCCCGAUGUCUGGGCCAUGCUUUUAAGGAAAUACAAGACAUAAAUUAUAAAUAAAUAAAU